Coprinopsis cinerea okayama7#130 is the source of this 1332-nucleotide messenger RNA. RefSeq lists its product as hypothetical. The transcript is spliced from 9 exons. The coding region runs from base 1 to 1332 and encodes 443 amino acids. Gene Ontology annotation, molecular function: FAD binding; monooxygenase activity. The record is from RefSeq and is a predicted model, not a curated record. NCBI's taxonomy places the organism in Eukaryota, Fungi, Basidiomycota, Agaricomycetes, Agaricales, Psathyrellaceae.
AUGCCAACCGAUUUUUCGCUCCAAACCGAGAAGGCGCCCAUAUCUCUGAAAUUCCUGGUUGUUGGUGGUGGUAUUGGAGGCCUCGCCGCUGCCUAUGCAUUAAGAAGUGCGGGCCAUAGCGUCCUUCUAGUGGAGAAAACCGAUGGAAAUCCGCGGAUCUCGCAGACGUGCGACGCUGUAAAGAUGUACAAUGGUGGCACCGGCUUGUACAUUGGGUCGAUGAUUACGCAGGAGUCCUUCUUGCAGCACCUGGGAGCUGAUUAUCGGUUUGUUAAACAUGGAGACUUGCAUUCGCUGCUGUUCAAGGCUGCCAGCGAUAUUGGCGUCAAUUUUUUAUUCAACACUGAAGUGACGAGCGCCGAUACACACAGCGUUACGGUCUCACUACGAAAUGGAGACGUUCUCAAAGCCGACGUGAUUGUUGGAGCAGAUGGAUACGACAGUGUCAUAAGAGCCGCUAUAUCGGGCCCUGCAGACGAUGGCUUCAAUCCGGACCUUCAUCAAAAGAAAGUCUGGAUUACAUUUAGCCUCCCUGCAGAGGUGUUACAGCAAGAUGAGGACCUCCAUUUCCUUGCCGACCAGUCUAACUGGGUAAUUGCGCUGGGCGACGGCUUCAUCUUCUCAGGCAAUCUUGCGCCGAAUGGAGAAGAGUUGGUCGUGUCCAUACAGUACGACACCGACAGACCGCUGGAAGAGGGAGAUGAUAAAUGGAAGAACCAGACUUCACCACUGGACAAGUGGGGAAUAGAUUACUCCAAAAUGGAACCGCGAAUCGUGAAACUGCUAAGGCAAGCCAAAGAGUAUUCCUCAAGAGUGUGCAUCGUUAGACCGAACCUGGACUCUCUUGUGUGCGACAAUGCUCGAGCCGUGCUCGUCGGUGAAGCCGGUAAACCACUACUUCCAUCUGGUCAUCACACUCCUGCUAUGGCUCUCGAAGACGCCCAGACCCUCGGUAUACUUUUCUCGAAAAUAAGACAUCCAGAUCAAGUCCCACAGCUGUUAACGGCAUAUGAAGAAAUCCGGCAACCACGAGCAUUGACUAUCCAACACUACGAAAUGCAGCAUCAGAGUAUGCUUGCUUGCCCAAGCGGACCGAUAAUGGAGCAACGUGACGCUAUUCUGCGGCAAGCGCUCGCCUAUCGCGACUGGGAGGAAAUGGACGAAGCUACAUUCAAGAUGGUGUGGGGGGACGAGCUAGACAUUUGCAGUUACGAUGCGGCUGAGAAAGUGGAGGACUGGUGGACGCAAUGGGGCUCCUACUUUGAUCGCAGUAACGAGAGAAGAAAAAGCAUCGAUCUGCCAACGUUGGUUCAGGUAUCGGUUUCGUCGUGA